Aspergillus nidulans FGSC A4 is the source of this 1710-nucleotide messenger RNA. Its product is annotated as undecaprenyl diphosphate synthase family protein. Gene Ontology annotation, biological process: dolichyl monophosphate biosynthetic process. The record is from RefSeq and is a predicted model, not a curated record. Gene Ontology annotation, molecular function: transferase activity, transferring alkyl or aryl (other than methyl) groups. Lineage: Eukaryota; Fungi; Ascomycota; Eurotiomycetes; Eurotiales; Aspergillaceae. The transcript is spliced from 3 exons. The coding region runs from base 298 to 1509 and encodes 403 amino acids.
UCCUUCGAAUCAUAGACUGGCACAUUCCUCCGGCUGUUGAAGCGAAUUAUCAGCUCAAGCCGUCUGCCGUCCACCGUUUUCGUUUCUUUCCUCUCUUUCAGUUGUAUUAUACCGUCGAGUUUAGAUCUUCCUUUACCUUCGGCGUGGCAUCUGUCAAAUUUCGCAUCAUUCGCCUUUCUUCACAUUGCACACGACAGUCGCUUGAACUAUUCUAUAUCACCUCUGGGCGUCCAUUCACAGACAAAUACCGCGGAUAUUGAUUUUAUUAUUAGCGCUGUCCUACAAACAACUUUCGUUAUGGCUACAUCAAUGCACCUCUCGAAACUCCGGAAUUGGUUCCUUGCAUCACCCCCCAUAGAAUAUGCGAUAUCCAAGCUGCGAGACCUGCUGGUUGGAGCGAUCAAACAGGGGCCAGUUCCACAACAUAUCGCAUUCAUAAUGGAUGGGAAUCGGAGAUUUGCCCGAUCUCACGGUAUCGAAACCGUGGAGGGCCAUAAUCUGGGAUUUGAGGCGCUGGCACGGAUCCUUGAGGUGUGCUACAGGAGCGGAGUACAAGUCGUCACGAUCUACGCGUUCAGUAUUGAGAAUUUCAAACGGUCCAAGUUUGAGGUGGAUGCUUUGAUGGAGAUGGCAAGGGUCAAAUUGUCGCAGAUGGCCCAACAUGGAGAGAUCUUGGAUCGGUAUGGAGCGAAAGUACGGAUACUAGGUCGAUUGGACUUGCUCCGCCCCGACGUGCUUGCCGCGGUUAACCGCGCAGUCGACAUGACGAAGAAUAAUGGUGACCGUGUUCUGAACAUUUGCUUUCCUUAUACGUCGCGCGACGAGAUCACUGGCGCCAUCCGCGAAACGGUAGCCGAGUACAGCAAGCCUAUCCGAACGGCUCACUCGUCGUCCACAAUUCCGCGCACACCGUUCUCUGAAGACCAUAUCACACAGAACAUUCGGUCCCAAACAUUGAAUGGGAAGUUGGAAAACUUGAGUAAUGAAUCCGAUUCUGUAUCAGAAUCAUCCACACUUGGUGAAGAUGAUGCGCAAAAACCAAACGACAAGAACAAGGUCUACCAGUCUGAAUCCGCUCUCUCAUCUGGCGCCACUCUCCUCUUACCCGACCAGCUUACGAAAGGUCGGACGACGAAUUCUUCUGAUUCCGAGCCCCCAGUUUUCAAAUCGCCAGAAACCAUUACACGACAAACCUUGGCAGAUCAUAUGCUCACCCGCGACAACCCUCCCCUCGAUCUGCUGAUCCGCACGUCAGGGGUGGAACGUCUCAGCGACUUCAUGCUGUGGCAAUGUCAUGAAAACACGGAGAUUGCCUUCUUGGAUAUCCUAUGGCCCGAGUUCGACCUAUGGCAUUUCUUGCCAGUGUUAUUGAGGUGGCAGCGGAUGGUCUCCAAAGCCAGACAAAACCCAGAUGCCGAGGGUAACUUUGACGGCGAUUUCCAGGAAUCCUCGGACGACAGCAAGGAAGACCUAGUGGUUAGUUCCGGCGCCAAGGCGAAAAUCUUAUAGUUUGUUUCUUGAUAAAGUCAUACUUAUAGUAUAGCAGGGGUAUAGGGCCGGAAGACUUGGAGGUACGGCUUUUGUUUCAUUCACCGGGGCAGCUUGGUCCCAUUAGCACCGUUGAUAUUCAGAUAGAGCUCCUGUUGAUCGUGUAAAUGACCCACUCAACCACCGCGGCGAGCGCGCGGUUUUCCAUAGCAAUGACAAAUG